Messenger RNA from Uloborus diversus, 1767 nucleotides. RefSeq names its product bifunctional arginine demethylase and lysyl-hydroxylase JMJD6-like (gene PSR). Gene Ontology annotation, biological process: phagocytosis. Gene Ontology annotation, cellular component: cytoplasm; nucleus. Gene Ontology annotation, molecular function: P-TEFb complex binding; histone H4R3 demethylase activity. Bases 97 to 1305 code for a protein of 402 amino acids. The transcript has 8 exons. The record is from RefSeq and is a predicted model, not a curated record. NCBI's taxonomy places the organism in Eukaryota, Metazoa, Arthropoda, Arachnida, Araneae, Uloboridae.
UUGAUGCACGGCGAUUUAAUUUCUUUAAAGGAAAAUAUUUCAUUUGUACAAUUUUCUUUGGGUUAAUUUUGGCACAUUCAAUACAUCUUCUGUUUUAUGGAUCAAGAUUCUGAUAAAUUUUACAGACGUGCCUACAAAAGAAUAAAUGAAGCGAAAGCAAGAGCUCGACCAGAACUAGGUGAUAAAGAUGGUAAUGGUUGGACAAAGCUAAAUUAUGCUGGAUCAUUUGAGCUUAAUUUAAAGUCUGUGAAAGAUAAUGUUGAGCGCAUUAAUGUUAAAGAUGUGCCACCUGAUGUUUUCAUUGAAAAAUACGAAAAAAUUUAUAAGCCUGUGGUUAUUACAGGUUGUACUGAUCAUUGGAAAGCACAAUACAAAUGGACUCUUCCACGUCUUGCUCGAAAAUAUAGAAAUCAAAAGUUUAAAUGUGGAGAAGAUAAUGAAGGUUACAGUGUUAAGCUGAAAAUGAAAUAUUUUGUUUAUUACAUGCAACAUAACAAAGAUGAUAGCCCACUUUAUAUAUUUGACAGCAGUUUUGGAGAACAUCCAAGAAGAAAAAAGUUGUUAGAUGAUUACGACAUACCUAUUUAUUUCCAAGAUGAUCUUUUCAAAUAUGCAGGAGAAGAGCGUAGACCUCCAUAUCGAUGGUUUGUUACUGGCUCUGUUAGAUCAGGCACUGGUAUACAUAUUGAUCCAUUAGGAACAAGUGCAUGGAAUGCUCUUAUUCAGGGGCAUAAACGAUGGUGCUUGUUUCCAACACAUACCCCUAAAGAAUUGAUAAAAGUUCGUCCAGAAGAAGGUGGCAAGCAAGGAGAUGAAGCCAUAACGUGGUUCCGUUAUAUUUAUCCUCGAACAUUGUCUCCAGAAUGGCCUAGAGAUUGCAAACCUCUUGAAAUAUUGCAAAAACCAGGAGAAAUUGUGUUUGUACCUGGAGGAUGGUGGCAUGUUGUAUUGAACAUGGACACAACCAUUGCAGUGACUCAGAAUUUUUGCAGUCUAACUAAUUUUCCAAUUGUGUGGCAUAAAACUGUUAGAGGCAGACCCAAACUCUCAAGAAAAUGGUUUCGAGUUUUGCGUGAUAAGAGACCAGAUUUGGCAGCAAUUGCUAAUAGAAUUGAUGUCAAUUCUAAAACAGGAGUUGCAUCUGACAGUUCGAGUGGAUCCAGUUCAUCCUCAUCUUCAUAUGAAUCAUCGUGUUGUUCUAGUUCUGAAAGUGAUGACUCAGGGAAGGCCAGCAUCAGUGACCGUAAGCGCAAAAGAAGAUGGUCUAGUCAUGACGACAGAGAAAGUCAACGUUACCGAAGAUAGCAUCUGUAUUCUUAGUGGGAAAACUCAUUUUAAACCAUUGAAAGAUUUUAACCUUGAAGUGUAUCGACUUGGAAUUUAGUUGUAUGGAAGUGUUGUGUAAGAUUUCUUUGUAUGGAAGUGUUGUGUAAGAUUUCUUAACUGAAACUGAACAAAAGUUAAUGCUUAUACAGGAUUUUAUUAAUGGAAAACUAUUCUUGUAAUGCAACUCAGUUACACUAAGACUUCCAGUGCAACAUGAGAUAUUGAUGUACUUUCUUUUAUGUUAUUUUCCUUCUUGGAAUGUUUGUUUUGCUACAAUACACUUUUACUGAGAAAUACUUGUAGAAUUAUGCAGAAUUUGUAACCUUUUCGAAUGAAUGAAAUAGACUACGAAUGAAGUUUUUGCCUAAAGAAAGAUUGCUUUUAAUCUAAUUUUGGUGAAUUUUUCUUUUAUAAAAUAUGAAAUAAUUAUUUUUCAUGUUG